This is a messenger RNA of Thelazia callipaeda (thelaziosis nematode), 2355 nucleotides long. The record is from the annotation of a GenBank genome assembly. NCBI's taxonomy places the organism in Eukaryota, Metazoa, Nematoda, Chromadorea, Rhabditida, Thelaziidae.
AUGCCGCGAGAGGGUAGGGUUUUACGCUCCGCAACACGACAGCAUACAAACACUGCCGUAUUGGAUGAACUUUCAGAUGUUGAUGUUGGAGGUGGUAUUGAAGAUGAUGGAAUCCAUGAAUUAUUAAGUUCAGGAAGUUCUGUCACAAUGACUUUAAAAAGAGCCUUGUCAGUGAGUCCAUGCAAACUUCCUAAACGGUCGCUUGAUGGUGAGUAUGAUGAAAGUGAACCAGUGAUGAAAAUGCGCCGUAUUACAACCCCAGCAUAUGCUCUUCGUCGAAUAGAUCGCCAUGUUUGGCCGUCCGAAGUGGUGCAAAAAAAGUUCAAAUAUGUAAAACCAUCUAUGUACACUGUUAGAAAACAACAAGAAUUAGCACCUAACCCGAACAAUCCACAUUUUUGUUUUAUAGGCCAUCACCGUCUAUAUCCAUAUCGUUUUUAUCUGGAUCUUAUUCGAAGGGCGAAAAGAGAUCCAUCAAUCAUCAGUGUAGAUAUGCCAAAACUUCGACCUGCGGGAGGAACAAUAGUCGUUUAUGACUGCCAUGGAAUUGAUCAAAAUCGCGCUCUACAUAAUGAUGGUUAUCGAUGGGGACGUUCAAAAGGUGUAAAACUAAUUCAGAGUGUUGGGAAUAGACUUGUCCGUACUUAUCAUUUCUUGUAUGAUCCACGUAAUCCAGCUGGUGACCCCAAAUUCAAAAAGUAUCGUUUUUCUUUAAAAGGGGAAAGUUAUGGUAUCAUGGUUAUGCAUUACAUUGGUGACGAAAAACAUGCAGUGGAAGUUUCAGGCAGAUGUAUGCGCAAUAAUGAUCCCAUGGCUAUGUUAGCAUACAGUGAGGCACAACAAGGAGUUGAAGAUUUUCAAUCGUUACAUUUGCUUCCAUUGCCUGACCUCGGUUUGCAAUCAAACGAUGAAGAGAAGAUGAAGUUUCGUGAAAUAUUAUUGACUAACAUUCACACUGUGCAGGGACAGUUAUUGUAUGAAAGUGAUGAAGCAUUCGUCGAAAGAAUCGAAGUUGAUGAAACUGGCAUAUCCGCCAUUUAUAUGUUUUGUUAUCCGUUAAUGGAGCAGUUAGUAGCUGUGGCAGGUUUUCUGCAACAGUGUUCACCUUUGCGUACUGUUCAACUUCUUUAUCAUACAGAACCAAUCACUAUGGAUUAUCAUCUUUCUACACUUGCUUUCAUUCACCCAUUUUUUGAAGGUGACCAGGUUAUGCCAUUAGCUUUUAUGAUCAGUUCAACUUCUUCACCAGAUUAUUGUGAUGAUCACGACGGAUUCUUGUCGACUCUUUAUGAAAGAUAUAAUGAUGUCCUUCAUGGUCGUUUUGUUAUCAUCACCAGUCAGGGUGUCUCAUUCACUGCAGAUGCUUUCCCGUUGGCUGAACAUAUCCGAUGUUGGGAUGAUUUCAAAAGGGUCAAAAUCAGCUAUAUUGAAACUCACUUUGGUGGUGCUUAUUUAAGCGAAUAUGCUAGUGAUAUGAAUAUUUUGAUGAGCUGUACUUUCGAAAAACUUUUUGAUGAAAUGUGGACAAAAAUAAGUGCUUGCAAGCGGUAUGUAGAACGACCAGAAUUAUAUAGUUAUUUUCAUAAUGUGUGGUCUGAUUUUAAGUUUACGGGUUCUAUAUGGCACUUGAAAAAACUUGGGAUUGCGGAUGCUGAUAAAGGUGUAGUUUGGCGUCCAUGCAAAGGUUUAAGCAAGCUUGUUUUACAACUUUGUGAGGCGAAUGCAUUUCUUGAUACCGUUAUUCUAUCACUUUUUUUGCUGUCGAAUGCAUUUCGAAGGUUAUUUAUUGCUGGUUUUCAUCAAUCAGGCGCUUGGCGAUUAAAGAAAUGUUACAGAGAACGUUUUCAACAAAGUCACUUAAAGUUACCGAAAUUACCAUAUGCACCAGCAAUAGAGAACAUCGUCUUAACUGCAUUUAACCUAUGUGCAAAUCGUCCUUUUAAACGGUCAACAUCGGAAACUGUAAACGAGUCUAGUUCAUAUGUGGAUAAUGAUUGUCAGAAUCAUAUUAAUUCUGGUGCUGGCCACAUUGAUUUACCUUCUACAAGAAGUUUGAAACUUUUAUGUAUAUUUAUUGAAAUCAUUACUGUAUUGUUAUUGAAGUUUCCUGUUGGAUUUCAGUGGGUUUUUUUCAGCAACUAUGUACGCCUAAUUAGUCCAAUGACUUUUGUAGUCAGAUUGAAAGAUGAUUCACCCUGUGUCGUAGAAGCUGUACACCGUGAUGAGACAGAUUGUUUACAGUGGUAUUGCAGCUGUGGAUUAAUGCACCGAUGUACACACAUCACUAAUGUCAUGUUCGUAUUUCAGUGCUUCACUAGCGACUUACAAAAUUUAUAUGAUAUCUCAUUUUGCUGA